AGAGGCACUUGGGUGUCACACAUUAAUUGCUUCGUAGAAAAAAUUGAACAUGAGAGAUUGGGACGUGAGAACAUGCGGAGAAACGCGGUGUAGGAAAGAUGUUGAAGGGCUCUCUCAACCAUAUCUCAUAAAUGCUCUCUCUACUCACUAUAUAGUAUAUAUAGUGUUAGUAGCUAGUCAAGUGAGCUAUAACAAUUGUAUACAUCACUAAACAAGAUAUUAGAAAAUAUAUCAAAGAUAUGGGGAAAGUAUCUCUUUGGUUUUUGAGUUUGAUGUUUGUAGUGGUGGUGAUAGGGGUUGUGGAGUGUAGGAGACUUGACAAGGAGACGUUAGGUGGCGGUGGUGGUGGAAUUGGCGGCGGUUUUGGUGGCGGCAAAGGUUUUGGAGGAGGAAUUGGUGGCGGGGGAGGUGCCGGUGGAGGUUUUGGUGGUGGUGUAGGAGGAGGCCAUGGCGGCGGUCUAGGAGGUGGCCAUGGUGGCGGUCUAGGAGGUGGCAUUGGUGGAGGCCACGGUGGAGGUAUUGGUGGCGGUGCUGGUGGAGGGCUCGGAGGAGGCCACGGUGGAGGUAUUGGUGGUGGUGCCGGUGGAGGUGCUGGUGGUGGUCUAGGAGGCGGUGCUGGUGGAGGUAUUGGUGGUGGUGCCGGUGGAGGUGCUGGUGGUGGUCUAGGAGGUGGUGCAGGAGGCGGUGCUGGUGGAGGGCUCGGUGGAGGCCACGGUGGAGGUAUUGGUGGUGGUGCCGGUGGAGGUUCUGGUGGUGGUCUAGGAGGUGGUGCUGGUGGAGGAAUCGGAGGAGGGCACGGUGGAGGUAUUGGUGGUGGUGCCGGUGGCGGUGCAGGUGGAGGUGGAGGAUUAGGCGGUGGUGCCGGAGGAGGAUUUGGUGGUGGUAUUGGAGGAGGAGCUGGUGGAGGAACUGGCGGAGGAGCUGGGGGAGGAUUCGGUGGUGGUGCUGGUGGGGGUCACGGUGGAGGUGUUGGUGGAGGAUCAGGCGGAGGAUUUGGUGCUGGUGGUGGUGCCGGCGGAGGAGCUGGUGGAGGAUUCGGUGGUGGUGGUGGUGCCGGUGGAGGGUUUGGCGGUGGAUUUUAAAAUUUUAGUAAUUCAGUAUUCAUACAAAAUCUAUUCUUGGCUUGUACUAAGCUAGGGCUACUAGUUACUUAUGUACCAAGUCAUAUGAGAAGAAUGAUAUUUUUUUCUGAUUUACUUUGUAACGAUAACGAAAUUUUAAAUAUUUGAAACA
Molecule: messenger RNA, 1233 nt
Organism: Brassica rapa (field mustard)
Lineage: Eukaryota; Viridiplantae; Streptophyta; Magnoliopsida; Brassicales; Brassicaceae
Product: glycine-rich cell wall structural protein
Source: RefSeq, a predicted model, not a curated record